CAUUGUUGUUGUUGUUGAUUUUGUUGUUGAUUUUUAUAGAUUUUAGCAUAUUUUAGUUGGAUUUUUGGUUGGAUUACUAAAAUUUCAGUUAACAAUGAAGGAAGGAGAUGUUGAAAAGACAGCAAAAGAUUAUAGCAAAUAUAUAACAGAUAUAGAUUUGGCCAAAAAAUUAGAGCCUAUUAAUAAAUCCAUAGACGAUAUGUUAACUCGAUUAGAAGAGUUUGAAACAAUGUUUACUUUUAUUCAACCAGAUGUUAAAGAUUCGAGUGAUUUGCUAUCAUCGAUGUUACAGUACAAACCAGAAUUUGACCAGUUGUGUGAGAAAAUAGAUAGUACAGAAUUUUUAGUAGAACAUAUUAAAAGCAACUUGGAUGCUCUAGAAUCGAGAAUUGAGGAAGGUGAAAUAAAGUUGAAUGCGGUUGAUACUGCAAGCAGAGUUACAAAUAUGUUAUCACCACUUUUUAAGAUGAGUAUUAAUGAGAAAAAGACUACCGCCCCUCCAACGACAGAAUUGUUUAAAGUAGAAGACUACUUUCAAUAAUAUAUUAAGUAUAAUUAGUAUUUACACAAAUACCCAAAUAUAUUUUAUAUUUAUAUAUUUUUACAAAAAAUAAUUCUUAUAUAAACUGGUAGUUAGGGGUACAGAGAAGGUUUUAUAAAAAAAUUACCUGGUAUUUUACUUAUUUCUAGUAACUAUAUUUUCAACUUAUACUACCUAGUAGCUGGAUAAAGAUAAGGCUUUAAAUACGUGCAAUAUUUUAAGAAUAAACAAGGAGAUUUUAAGACUAA
Sitophilus oryzae (rice weevil) is the source of this 789-nucleotide messenger RNA. RefSeq names its product biogenesis of lysosome-related organelles complex 1 subunit 4 (gene Blos4). The record is from RefSeq and is a predicted model, not a curated record. The coding region runs from base 95 to 541 and encodes 148 amino acids. Gene Ontology annotation, cellular component: BLOC-1 complex. Lineage: Eukaryota; Metazoa; Arthropoda; Insecta; Coleoptera; Curculionidae. The transcript is spliced from 3 exons.